Pteronotus mesoamericanus is the source of this 804-nucleotide messenger RNA. Its product is annotated as immunoglobulin lambda-1 light chain-like. Gene Ontology annotation, biological process: immunoglobulin production; immune response. Bases 34 to 804 code for a protein of 256 amino acids. The record is from RefSeq and is a predicted model, not a curated record. The transcript is spliced from 4 exons. NCBI's taxonomy places the organism in Eukaryota, Metazoa, Chordata, Mammalia, Chiroptera, Mormoopidae.
CAGAGGAGGCCGCGUCCUGGGAGCGUCCCCACCAUGGCCUGGACGGUGCUUCUGCUCGGGCUCCUCGCUCACAGCUCAGGUGUGGAUUCCCAGACUGCGGUGACCCAGGAGCCAUCACUCUCAGUGUCUUCAGGAGGGACAGUCACACUCACUUGUGGCCUUAGCUCUGGCUCAGUCACUAGUGGUAACUACCCCAGCUGGUACCAGCAGACCCCAGGCAAGGCUCCCCGCCAGCUCAUCUACAACACAAACAGCAGGCCCUCUGGGGUCCCUGAGCGCUUCUCCGGGUCCAUCUCUGGGAACAAGGCCGCCCUCACCAUCUCGGGGGCUCAGCCUGAGGACGAGGCCGACUAUUACUGUGCUCUGAAUACGGGUAGUAAUACUUACACAGCUGUGGUGACUCAGGAAGCUUCACUGUCCACGACUCCUGGAGGGACGGUCACACUCACCUGUGGCUCCAGUGCUGGGGCCGUCACCACCAGUAACUAUGCCAGCUGGGUCCAGCAGAAGCCCUCCCAGACGCCCAAGGCUCUAGUAGGUGGUACCAGCAGUCGCGUACCCGGGGUUCCGGCCAGGUUCUCCGGCAGCCUGCUUGGAAACAAGGCCGCCCUCACCAUCACGGGGGCCCAGCCCGAGGACGAGGCCGAGUACUACUGUGCUCUGUGGCACAGCAACUAUUUCCACAGUGACAGAUGCAGGCGGGGAACUGCACAGCCAGGCACCUCUGGAUCAGACAGCUACAAAGGGCAGCAGCAGAUCGUGGCCCACCAAAGCCCAACCAAGCAUUUUCUCAUCUACAGUUAG